Molecule: messenger RNA, 300 nt
Organism: Anisakis simplex (herring worm)
Lineage: Eukaryota; Metazoa; Nematoda; Chromadorea; Rhabditida; Anisakidae
Source: the annotation of a GenBank genome assembly
AUGGCAAGUAUUGUCCUGGCCCCUCAGUUCGGCAAAUUUUGGCAUGACUUGGCAAAGUUCAUCCGAAAUCUAGGCCCCGGAUCCGCAGCAGAUCGCAUGAAGGAUUGGGAGCUGCCGUUCGGUGCCAUGCGAAGUAGAAAUGAUAGAGUUUUCGAUGUUUGGGUGAGUGAAGUGUGUCUGCAUGUUGUGUUUCGUCUUGAAUGUAUUUGNAAGGGAUCUAUUCGAAUGGGUAAUAGAGAAUUGAAGAAGAAGGUGUUUGCUGCUGGUACAGAGAGAGUUGGAGAUUGUCCGUGCUCGUAG